Messenger RNA from Aspergillus oryzae RIB40, 675 nucleotides. RefSeq names its product class I SAM-dependent methyltransferase. Bases 1 to 675 code for a protein of 224 amino acids. The transcript has a single exon. The record is from RefSeq and is a predicted model, not a curated record. Lineage: Eukaryota; Fungi; Ascomycota; Eurotiomycetes; Eurotiales; Aspergillaceae. Gene Ontology annotation, molecular function: S-adenosylmethionine-dependent methyltransferase activity.
AUGCGCUUUCUAGCCUUCAACUUCCGCCGCAUGCCAUUCUACCACCAAGUUGUGGACCGUCUCCGAGCAGAUCCAUCCGCUACCUUCCUCGACGCCGGCUGCUGUUUCGGACAGGAAAUCCGUUACCUAGUAGACCAAGGCAUACCCGGAAAGCAGCUCUACGGAUGUGACCUCGAGCAGAUAUUCAUUGACCUCGGAUACAAGCUCUUCCGAGACAAAGACCGUCUCGAAGCCACCUUUGUGACAGGUGAUCUCACCGCAGACGAUCCCGCGUUCGCAGGGAGCCCGUUAUCACAGACCUUGUCGGGAAAUAUCGAUAUUAUCUUUGCAAGCUCUUUGCUCCAUUUAUGGGACUACGACACGCAGGUUCGGGCUGCGAUACGUCUGGUUCAGUUGUGUCGGGACAAACCAGGUGUCAUGAUCACUGGACGCCAGCUUGGGAGCCGGUUGGGUGGUCAUUAUCCCAUACAUGGUGUGGAAGACAAUGCCUUGCAUUAUCGGCAUAAUGUUGAGUCGCUGAAAGGGUUUUGGCGUGAUGUUGAAAUCGCUACGCAGACGAGGUGGAAGCUUGAGGCGACCUUCUUUGUUGACGAUGCGGUGGAGCAGACGAGAAAAGUGGUUCCGGAUUAUGAUAGUAAUGCGACGAUGAUAUGCUGGUGUGUGACUAGGGAGUGA